AUGCCGGGCCGGCCUCAGAUGAGUGUGUCGGAUUUUGUAUCAGAGCUGCGCGGCAUCGUGUGUGCGACGAAGGAUGUGGCGGUGGAGGAGGAGAUUUGUGAGUCUACCUCAUGCUUCAGCACAUAUGAGAACUUCAAGGAUUACUGCUGCAACAAGGCCUUUGAGGUCAUCGGGGACGACAACCAGUACAAGCGGUACUUCUCUCAAUGCAAGGAGAACGCCGAUGUCUGGGCGAUCAAGGUUCACGCGGGGGUGCAGCAGGUGAUGGGAGACAUCAAGUCUGUGCAGGCCAUGGUGGAGACGCUGCAGACACAGGGGAAGGAGAAGCUGUACCGUCUCUGCCCUUGA
This is a messenger RNA of Guillardia theta CCMP2712, 348 nucleotides long. RefSeq lists its product as hypothetical. The record is from RefSeq and is a predicted model, not a curated record. The coding region runs from base 1 to 348 and encodes 115 amino acids. The transcript has a single exon. Lineage: Eukaryota; Cryptophyceae; Pyrenomonadales; Geminigeraceae.